Messenger RNA from Brugia malayi, 321 nucleotides. RefSeq lists its product as uncharacterized. Lineage: Eukaryota; Metazoa; Nematoda; Chromadorea; Rhabditida; Onchocercidae. The coding region runs from base 1 to 321 and encodes 106 amino acids. The record is from RefSeq and is a predicted model, not a curated record. The transcript is spliced from 2 exons. Gene Ontology annotation, biological process: mRNA cis splicing, via spliceosome; cell volume homeostasis; chloride transport. Gene Ontology annotation, cellular component: pICln-Sm protein complex; plasma membrane; spliceosomal complex.
AUGAUUGUUUUAAGUAAUGUAGCUGUGCCAACAGAUGGCAUUCGAUUGAUUCAAGGUCAAGUUACUGCAUAUAUUGAAAGUGAAUCUGCUGGUGAAGGUGAACUGACCAUUGCCGAAAGUUCAGUAACAUGGAUUUCAAAUAUAAGUGGACAAGGCUUUAGUCUGACUUAUCCGUCAAUCAUCCUUCAUGCUGUUUCACGGGAAAGUGGCAAAAUUAUCGGAAGGUUUAUCGAUGAAAUAAAUGAAGAAAAAUCUAGUCUCUUUUGUACGGAUCUUUUUGUUUGCUCUAAUCUUUUUUGUAUCAGUUUUAUGAGACGAUAA